AUGAAUUCAAAUUGGACACGUGUACUUUAUUCAUAUGGAAUUGAUGAUGAACAUUCUUAUGAUGAUUAUCGUUUAUUUGCUUUACCACAAUUUCGUACAUUAUCUUUAUUAUGUAAUGUCUCGAAAACAACGGUGACAAAUAAUUUAAUUCAAUUUCAUUCAAAAAUAUUAAUUAAUAAACAAAUUCAAUCGUAUGAUGUUAUUCAAUCUCAAAGUGAAAAUGCAAUUAGACGAUUUCGUUCAUCAUUGUGUAAAACAUUUGUUUGGACAUUUAAUUUUAUUCGAGAAAUGAAUCAAGGAAAUGGAAUUGUUUCAUCGAUUUUUUCGAAUUGGUAUUUUCAAACAUUGAAAAAAGAAGACGAGGCUUAUUUAUGGACAAAGCCACGUUCAUAUGGAAAUCAAAAUAAUUGUUCAUGUGGAAUAAAUUCAAUGUGUAGUUCAUCAGCAAAGAUAGAAAAUUCAUCAAUAUCUGGUCUUCGAAUUGGUUGUUCUAUCAUUGAUUCGUUUCUUCAAUCAACUUUAGAAUGUUUUUACAAUAUUAGUUGUAUUAAUUUAUUAAAAUCUUUUUAUUUCGUACAGGAUGUUUUUAUUUCACCAUUAAAUACAAAUCUUUCUUCUUCAAAUGAAACUGUUCAAGAUCUUAUUGAUCGUCUAUUGAUUGAUGAAUGGAAAUAUAAUAUUUCUUAUGAAAAUUAUUAUCGUACUUGUUCACCUCGUUUAUGUCGAUAUACAAUUGAAGAACGUGUUGAUACAUUAUAUAUUAUAACAAGAAUUAUCGGCUUUUAUGGAGGAUUAACUAUUGCACUCAAAAUUAUUACACCUCUUCUUAUGAACAUUAUUCAAUAUUGUUUUCGACGAUUUCAAAAUAGAAUUGUUAUACAAAAUCAUUCUGUUUUAUAG
This is a messenger RNA of Adineta ricciae, 900 nucleotides long. The record is from the annotation of a GenBank genome assembly. Lineage: Eukaryota; Metazoa; Rotifera; Eurotatoria; Adinetida; Adinetidae.